AUGGCAGAACUUAAAAAACUAACAGGCAAUGAAUCGGUAAUGUUGGCACCAAUUAGAGAUCAGUUGAAAUUACGUGUUCGGGAAUACGAUGGAAACGAUCAGAAGUAUGACGAAAAUGCAAUUCAUCUGCCUAGUAGUAAUAACUACGGUUAUCAAAUAGAAUGGAUGGGAAAAUGGAUCCGAGUGUACCGUCCAGAUGUCGCUUGCACCAACGGAAUAAUCCACGUUAUUGACGACGUUCUCUUAAUGCCGGAAGAUGUCACCGUGAGCGGAGCUUCAUUACUAACGAUCACUCCUCAUAUUUUAACGAUUAUAUUUGCUAAAUGGUUUUUAUAA
Molecule: messenger RNA, 336 nt
Organism: Cotesia congregata
Lineage: Eukaryota; Metazoa; Arthropoda; Insecta; Hymenoptera; Braconidae
Source: the annotation of a GenBank genome assembly